This is a messenger RNA of Ceraceosorus bombacis, 868 nucleotides long. NCBI's taxonomy places the organism in Eukaryota, Fungi, Basidiomycota, Exobasidiomycetes, Ceraceosorales, Ceraceosoraceae. The record is from the annotation of a GenBank genome assembly.
CCAAGAUAUCCUUUGCAUGACAGCUCGCUCCGCUCGUUGGAACGCCAAUUUGAAGGUGACGACAGCUUUACGCUUGAACACCUUUCUGACUGCGUUGAGUCCAUUCAGCGCCACAAGUACGACUUGGUCUCCUAGGUCGGGAUUCAUACAGGUAGCUUGCGCCAGAGCCAAAAGGUUUGACCGCUCGAAAGGCGCUGUCCUUCUCAAUCAUCACUCGAGCGUGCUUUGACUACGUACUACAGUAGCACGCCACGGAAGAGGCGGACGCGAUGUUAGGUGGUCAGCAUCUAUACUGCCCGACCAGCGUGCAUCACGCUGCCCCUCGUAUCUCAACGAACGCACUCAAGAUUGUUGAUGUGUUGCCACUGCGAUUUGACUGCUUCCGCCUUGGCGUCGCAUCGAUUGGCUCCCGUUCAAAAGAUGAUAUCAGCGAUGGCGUUACUCGUGCCGAGCUGGUGAGGCACAUUCACUCAGAUGCCCAAAGGCCCGCUACUGUCCAUGCUCAACAUGCUCGUGUUACUGCUUCUUGGGACGGUAUCCUUGGGACGGUAUCCUUGGUCACCGAAUCUCAGUGACCCGGCGAGCUUCGAUGCGGAAGUCGGGCCCCAAGUACGAAAGGAGAUUGCCGGACUCCAGUGCGACGGAAAGCAUCCAUCAACAACAUAACACCAGUGUCCGACUUGAAAUAUAUUGAUGCACAGUCGGCACCACUGAAGCUGAUAAUCCCAUCUCAAUUUGUCGCUCAGGCACCACUCGACCCGACAGACACGAUGCAAAGCCUCGAGCUCCGGCGGUCAGAGAGAGGAUACAGCAUUACAGCAUCCAAUACCUAUGCAUUCCAAUUGCAGCGACAUGUCGCUCGUGCCUG